AUGGCGUCUGACGAUCGAGCUUCUAGGCCCCCACCAGCCCAACCUCUACCAGCGCAGCUGGCAAGCGGGCACCCUCAGGAGGACCGCAUAGCGGCAGCCUUCAACCUUUUCUGGACACGGUGGCAAACCAUACUGGCACAAAACCGAGCAACCACAGUGGUCACCCAACUGUCCGCCACCUCCUCUGCAAGGGUUCCAGCUCUUAAAAGCAUAACUAUGCCACCAACCAACAUAACGCAGCAGAAGGCAACAAGAGCCCCACUUAACCCUAACGACCGCAGACCAAGCACCCGAUACCGCAAGCCCGGGUACCGACGGGCUCGGAGAGCCACUACACACAGCCUGCCGCCCCACAAACUAAAAUGGUGCACUCGAGGGGCCUAUGCCCGGCCUACACCAGACGAAGCCAAGAAAGCCUGCCAACGCUCAACCCACAAGCAGUGA
Pelobates cultripes (western spadefoot toad) is the source of this 444-nucleotide messenger RNA. Lineage: Eukaryota; Metazoa; Chordata; Amphibia; Anura; Pelobatidae. The record is from the annotation of a GenBank genome assembly.